Messenger RNA from Aphanomyces invadans, 906 nucleotides. RefSeq lists its product as hypothetical. Gene Ontology annotation, molecular function: nucleic acid binding. NCBI's taxonomy places the organism in Eukaryota, Oomycota, Saprolegniomycetes, Saprolegniales, Verrucalvaceae. The transcript is spliced from 2 exons. The coding region runs from base 1 to 906 and encodes 301 amino acids. The record is from RefSeq and is a predicted model, not a curated record.
AUGGUGAAGGCCGAGCUGUUGGAGUUGGUCGCGCGCAACCGGGGUAAGCCGGUCUAUUCGUCGCAGUUGAUCACUACAAAGUACGGUCACAUUCUGUAUUUCACGCCGCCUUACCAUCAUGAGCUCCAGCCGAUCGAGCUCGUUUGGGGGAUGGUGAAGAACCGCGCGGCACUGCGUCCAUCGAAGAACGCCGCGGAGCUCGAGGAAUGUCUAUGGACGUUGUUUGGAGAGGUGAACAGUCAUGACUGGGUGUCGUUCUACCGCAAGGCGCAGAACUACGAGGAUAGAUACGAGGCACUUGAUGAAGACGUUUCCUUGUCUCGAGCUUAUUACGAGUACUGCAAUGAAUGUGCUCAAGUUGCCGUGUCGCUUGGUACAAAGAUUGGCAUCCGACCGAUUGGAACGUGUAUCGAAGCGAAGGCGAAGAGCUUUGCCGCUAUGAUGCACUUUGGAAAGGAUGUGGCGUUGAUUACGAACGCUGAUUGGGCUCAGUAUUUUCAGUACGCUCUGAACUACCAUGGCCCUGAUUUUGGCGACUUGGAGGCCAAGAUCCGCACGACGGUUGUCAUGGAUGACAAGGAAUUGGACCCAGACAAGUGUUUUGACAAGUGGAUGCACUCGUAUUGGGCACUGCUGGACAAGAACAACAUGAUGUCUUUCCACGUCAAGCAUCCUAAGAACGCCGUGAAAGCGUUAAUUGAAGGAAUUCGGCCGCCAGCAUUGAAGGCCGUGGUCAAAAACCACUUGGAGUUGGAUCACAAGCAUCUCCGCAACCCUGUGUUGCAGUUUAUGGAGUUUGUCAAGAUCCCCAACGAGCUUCGAUUUGAGCGAGCUCUCUGUCUAAGACAACGAUAUAUCGGCCAUUUGUCGCGCUCUGAAGGCAAGGAAGGCUCAGCUCGAUACUGA